AUAGUUCUUGCUAGCCUCAGCAGUUAUAUUCGCGUUUCCCAUCUGUUGCGAGGCAAAAUUUCAAAUAAAGCCUUUUGAUUGGAGGAAGAGGAGUCGUUUUUCCUGCCCUUUCCUUGUAAAAAAUCUUUCGGAGUUGACGUCGAAUGGCGACGUAACGGGUUAAAUAGUUCAGUUUUAUCGGUCGGCUUGUGUUGGCUCUUAAAAAAGAGGAAAGAUAAUGUAUUUAUACAUAUUCGUGUAAUCUAAGCGGCUACGUUAUAAUUAAAUGAAUGUGUAGCCGCUUUAAAGAAUGUGACUUAAAGUAAAAGGCUAGUGUGUACGUUAUAUAUCGUGGUGUGUAAUCAGAAAAUGUUUCAUCACGAAUACGAGAAGCGACUGUUGAAGUCAAAUAGCGAGGGCCACAUAGAUAAUUUAACCACUCCUGUUCAUUACACGCCUGUAUAUUUUUCACCAACUAAAAUGACCAACAAUAGUUUUGAUCGAUUUAUACCGACAAGGUCGGGUAACAACUGGCAGACAACCUUUUCAAUGAUAUCUGAAAACGGCCGAAGUGGUCUUGCGACAAAGAAGACUCGUGAAAAUGGUGAAGGCAGUCGAGACGGUAUUGCGUAUUCCUGUCUUUUAAAAAAUGAGCUUCUAGGUGCUAGUAUUGAAGACGUGAAAGGUCAAUGCGAGGAAAGACGAAUUCUCUCACCUUUGAUGUCCAAAAAUUUGUUUAAAUAUACUACACCCACCAAGGAUCAUACACUUUUGGAUCAAAGCUCGCCUUAUUCACUUUCACCUUUAAGUGCUAAAAGUCAAAAAUUAUUACGUUCACCUAGAAAAGCAACUAGAAAAAUAUCUAGAAUACCAUUUAAAGUACUCGACGCUCCUGAAUUACAAGAUGACUUUUAUUUAAAUUUGGUCGAUUGGUCAUCGCAAAAUGUCCUUAGCGUUGGCUUAGGUAGUUGUGUCUACUUGUGGUCGGCUUGUACCAGUCAAGUAACCAGACUGUGUGAUUUGUCCAGUGAUGGCAAUAGCGUCACCUCAGUAGCCUGGAACGAAAGAGGAAACUUAGUUUCAGUUGGAACGCACUUAGGAUACAUUCAAGUAUGGGAUGUUGCUGUAAACAAACAAGUAAGCAAAUUACAUGGUCACAGUGCCAGAGUUGGCGCUUUGGCAUGGAAUGGAGAAGUUCUCUCUUCUGGUAGUAGAGACAGAUUAAUAUUGCAAAGAGACGUUAGAACACCUUGUGUUGUGAGUGAACGACGUUUGGGAGCUCACAGACAAGAAGUUUGUGGAUUAAAAUGGUCUCCGGAUAAUCAGUACUUGGCCUCUGGUGGGAAUGACAAUCGUCUUUAUGUUUGGAAUUUACAUUCUUUAUCACCUAUACAAACUUAUACCGAACACUUGGCUGCUGUCAAGGCAAUCGCUUGGUCUCCUCAUCAUCAUGGCUUACUGGCUUCAGGUGGUGGUACUGCAGAUAGAUGUAUCAGAUUUUGGAAUACUUUAACUGGUCAACCUAUGCAGUGCGUUGAUACUGGAUCCCAAGUUUGUAACUUGGCUUGGAGUAAGCACAGUUCAGAACUAGUCAGUACACAUGGCUAUUCCCAAAAUCAAAUAUUAGUUUGGAAAUAUCCAAGUUUAACACAGGUUGCAAAAUUAACAGGACAUUCUUAUAGAGUUUUGUACUUAGCCAUGUCACCUGAUGGUGAAGCCAUUGUAACAGGUGCUGGAGAUGAAACUCUUCGUUUUUGGAAUGUGUUCAGUAAAGCACGCAGUCAGAAAGAAAACAAGUCUGUACUAAAUUUAUUCACAAGCAUUCGAUAAAUUUAUAUUUGCUAAAUUAUCAUUGAAAUUUAUAAUUUUAUGUAUUGUACAUACAUAUAUUGCAUAUACGAUUAUAGUAUUCUGAAAGAAUCAUGAUAUAUAAAACAUAUAUAGUUGUAGACUAUAAAUAUUUAGAUUUGUAGAUAAGACUAUUCAGCUGGUGGUUGUAGUAUAAGUUCAUAAAUGCACAGCCUGCAAUAGAAUGAGUCUAGUGUGCAAUAUGUCACUACUUUGGUAGGGACUAGGUAUGCCCUUAUAAGGAAAUAUGCAAGAAUUUAUUUUAUUUUUAUUAUUUUUUUUCUAUACUUUAUAUAUUAUUUUUUUUAUGAAUGUAGUAUACUCUAUUAUUGUAUCAAUGUUAAUUUUUCUUUAUUUUUUUACUGAACUUAUUUCUUUUUUUUUUUUAAUAUAUACCAUAAAUAUUUUUUAAUUUUUAUUAAUCACAUAAAUAAACAAUUGUAAUUACUACUGCAAUUGUACUAUUGUCCAGAAGAAUUCCUUUAAAGGGUGUAUUGAUAAUUUCGUAAAUUUUUCAAAAUACGUGCUGUGUCUGCUCAAAUAUUUGCAGGUUGAUCUAUCAGAUCAUUAAAGUAUAUAUGCAUUUUAGAAAAUAAUUUUUUUUCUUUAUUGGAAGCAUAUUUUUUUUCAUAUUGAUUACUAAUAUAUAAUUGUGUCGUAUAAAUCAGAUAUUACACACACUUUGCUUUCUUAAAUCAUUUAUAGUGACUUAUGCUUUACAAUCAGCAAGUUGUACAAAUUUGAGUGGAAAUGCGAAUUAUAAAAUAAAUUACUAAUUUAUAAUAUUACAAGAAAAUAAUAUAUUAUAAUAAUGUGUUUAUCUCUUUAUUCAGAGGGAAAAUCGAAAGUCGAAAUAUACAUAGAAAAUAUAACAAAUAU
Polistes canadensis is the source of this 2706-nucleotide messenger RNA. It is a transcript of the gene fzr, whose product is annotated as fizzy-related protein homolog. The coding region runs from base 349 to 1809 and encodes 486 amino acids. Gene Ontology annotation, molecular function: anaphase-promoting complex binding; ubiquitin ligase activator activity; protein binding. Gene Ontology annotation, cellular component: anaphase-promoting complex. The record is from RefSeq and is a predicted model, not a curated record. Gene Ontology annotation, biological process: anaphase-promoting complex-dependent catabolic process; positive regulation of ubiquitin protein ligase activity; positive regulation of anaphase-promoting complex-dependent catabolic process. The transcript has a single exon. NCBI's taxonomy places the organism in Eukaryota, Metazoa, Arthropoda, Insecta, Hymenoptera, Vespidae.